Populus nigra (black poplar) is the source of this 309-nucleotide messenger RNA. RefSeq lists its product as uncharacterized. Lineage: Eukaryota; Viridiplantae; Streptophyta; Magnoliopsida; Malpighiales; Salicaceae. The record is from RefSeq and is a predicted model, not a curated record. The transcript has a single exon. The coding region runs from base 1 to 309 and encodes 102 amino acids. Gene Ontology annotation, biological process: proteasome-mediated ubiquitin-dependent protein catabolic process. Gene Ontology annotation, molecular function: proteasome binding; ubiquitin binding; polyubiquitin modification-dependent protein binding. Gene Ontology annotation, cellular component: nucleoplasm; cytosol.
AUGAGGGUGGUGGUGGAGAUUUUGACAGGAACCCUUUUCUACAUUCAAGUGGGCAAUGAUGCCACGGUUGCAGAUCUUAAGAAAGAGAUUGAGGCACAGCAGAAACUACCUCAAGAUCGUUUGAUCCUGUUUCUCAGUAACAAACGAAGUCACCUGAUAAAUGAAGAAGUAGAUGGGGCAGCUUUAGUUGAUUGUGGGGUUCAAGAUGGAUCUCAUAUCUACCUCUUCUUCGAUCCGGUUGAUCAUCAUGAUGAAUCUACUGAUCACUUGGUUUUCACCUGGCCUCAUUCUUUCUUGGAGCAGGCAUAG